AUGCCUCCUAGAAGAAAUGUGAACAACCAUCGUAAUGAGAAUAACGACAUCCCUAUUGAGACCCUCAUUGCUAACGCUGUCAAUACGGCUAUCGCGGGUUUGGUUCCUAACUUGUUGCAACAGCUUCAGCAAAAUAACAACGGGCCACCAGGAGGUAAUAACAACAACGGGCCACCAGGAGGUAAUAACAACAACGGCCCUCAAGGCAGAAAUGCUAACCCUCCUGUUGCCAUUCAUGAUUGGCUUGAUCGCUUCCAGAAGUUAAAGCCAAAAUCGUUUAGUACCGCUGCUACUCCCGUCGAGGCGGAAAACUGGAUUGCUCAUAUCGAGAAAAAUUUUGAAGUGUUGGGUGUGAAUGACGAAUUCAAAGUCAGGCUUGCUAGUUACAAACUGGAGGACGAUGCUCAUAGGUGGUGGAAGACUUUGAAGAAUGCUCGUGGAGGAGAUAAUUAUGCAGCCACACUUCCUUGGAAUGAGUUUCGCACAUUGUUCUAUCAGCAGUAUUUCACUGAUGCUGACCGCAGUGAAUAUCUAAGAGAGUAUUCCUCUAUCAUGCAGGGGGACGAUGAGCCUAUUAUGGAGUUUAAAACUCGUUUCUGUCGUUUGGUCAAUUUUCUGGGUCCGACUGCAGGUACGGUAGAGCAGCAAACCAACACUUUCAAGUGGGCUAUAUGUGACCGUGAUAGGAAGUUUAUUCUGAAUCUUCGUUUCGCUGAUAUUAAUGAGAUUGUUGAUGCGGUCAAAAACUUAGAUAAUGAUAAGAAGCAUCGCCAGAGGACGUUGGAUGAUAAUCGUAAGCGACCAAGGGAAGAUAACCAGAGUAAUUCUUCUUUUCAAGGUGACAAUGAUCAAUCUCGAGACCGUAGGCACCGUUCUGACAGGAAUUACGACAAUCAGAUGCAUCAAGACAAACAAAACCUGCCACAAUAUCGUGACCCUCCUUGUGCCACUUGUAAACCUCAUAGCGGGGUUUGUCGCCGAGCGGAACGUCUCUGUUUCAAUUGUGGAGAUGCAGGUCACCUGGUUAAAGAGUGCCCUAAGUUUAACCCUAGAGCUAAUAGUAGGGGAAAUGCCAGGCUUGCUACUAAUGAUGCAGCUAGUACCCCAGGUAUAAUUUUCGGUCAAUUGCAUAUUAAUUAA
This is a messenger RNA of Helianthus annuus (common sunflower), 1140 nucleotides long. RefSeq lists its product as uncharacterized. Lineage: Eukaryota; Viridiplantae; Streptophyta; Magnoliopsida; Asterales; Asteraceae. The record is from RefSeq and is a predicted model, not a curated record. Gene Ontology annotation, molecular function: nucleic acid binding; zinc ion binding. The coding region runs from base 1 to 1140 and encodes 379 amino acids. The transcript has a single exon.